This is a messenger RNA of Cyprinodon variegatus (sheepshead minnow), 2745 nucleotides long. RefSeq names its product proteinase-activated receptor 3-like. Gene Ontology annotation, biological process: positive regulation of Rho protein signal transduction; thrombin-activated receptor signaling pathway; phospholipase C-activating G protein-coupled receptor signaling pathway. The transcript has 2 exons. Gene Ontology annotation, cellular component: membrane. NCBI's taxonomy places the organism in Eukaryota, Metazoa, Chordata, Actinopteri, Cyprinodontiformes, Cyprinodontidae. The record is from RefSeq and is a predicted model, not a curated record. The coding region runs from base 148 to 1272 and encodes 374 amino acids. Gene Ontology annotation, molecular function: thrombin-activated receptor activity.
UCUGUGCAUGUUGAGGGGGUGUUUCUCGGACGAACACUCCCACGGGGAAACAGCCAAACACACAAAGAGCAGGGAACUAACAAACAGAAAGCAGUGACAUUCCCUUUUGAGAAGAGAGCACUGUUUGUUCUACCGCUAAGCAAAAACAUGAGAAAACUUUGGAUUCUCCUUCUUCUUUUUGCUCUGUUUAUACAUGGGACGCUUCAAAAAAAUGGGAGAAAGACAUCAAAAGCCAAGCAAAACAAAACCAAGAGAGAUUUCCCCAUGCCCAGAGUCUUUAAAGGAGUCCCUCUGACAAAGUCUCCCCUCCAAGGGACACAAGCUCCUAAUUCAACUAUCUCUCCAGCUCUGGGGUCCAUCAACGAAAUUGCUGUAAGGUACCUCAAAGGGCCCCUGAGCACCAGAGCUUUCCCCAUCAUUUAUUUGGGGCUGGUAAUCGUCGGCAUCCCAGCCAACCUCACCAUCCUGUGUUUACUCCUGACCAAAGUCAGAAAAGUGUCGUCGGCCAUCCUCUACUGCAGCCUGGCUGUCUCUGAUCUAUUCCUCCUCAUCUCCCUCCUUUUCAAGUCUCACUACCAUCUCCUUGGAAACCACUGGGUGCUCGGAGAGGCUGCCUGUCGAGCCGUUACGGCCUGUUUCUACGGUAACCUCUACUGCUCGGCCCUGACGUUGGCCUGCAUUGCCGUCAAGCGCUACAUGGCCGUGGUGCACCCGUUCAUAUACAAAACACUACCAAAGCUGAAGAGUACGGCCUUGGUCGUCCUGGCCGUGUGGGGGGUGUUUGUUGCAGCGAUCAUCCCUGAGCUCUUGGUCCAGCAGACCUUUUGGCUUCCCCAGCUGAACCGCACCUCCUGCCAUGAUGUGUUGCCUCUGGAUUUCAACUCUCAUGCAGUCCUGCUGUUUUCCAACCUGAUUCUGACGGUUCUGUGCCUUCUGCUGCCGAUGGUGGUCACCUUCGUGUGCUUCAUCAAAAUCUUCAGAGCUCUUAACCAGUCACACUAUGACUGGGCCAUGUACAUCAAAUCCAGUUCGCUGGUGUUUACUAUCUUUCUAGUGUGUUUCCUUCCUGUCGGGGUUCUGCACUUCCUACAUUAUAUGUGUCUGUUUUUUAAUUUAACAGACAGUCUCUACAUAUACUUUAACACAGCAGUGUGCCUCUGCUGCAUCCAUGCUUGUCUGGACCCCUUCUUCUUUAUCCUCAUGUCCAAAUCUACUGGCAGUAAAAUGUACUUCCUAAGUUUUAAAGGUAAAAGCUUCAGCAUAUCGAUUUAAAAAAAGACUCUGUGUUUAACAAAACUAAGAAACUGUGAAACUCUCUUUUGUGGCUGGUACCCAAAGAGGAAGUACUGUGGUGCAGUUUGAAGCACUGGUCUUGAACUUUACUGCUUUAAAUAUGGCACUUUUUUCUAUAAAUAAAUGUUUGCAACAGAUUGACGUAAUGGAAAGAAGCUGGAAAUAAACAUGUACAUACCCUGAUCUUCUUUAACUUAACUGAUUUGAAGUUAGAAUUACUAAAUAAAGUGACUGAACCCAGAAGCAACAUUAAAAGAUAAUUAUUUAAUAAAUAAUAAAAAGUUACCAGAGCAAAUUGUUACCCAAAUAAAAGUAAAUAUGACUUAAGCCAAAUUUUACUUUCAGUAAAAGUCACUUAGUUACUUUAAUGUAACCAAUAAGAAAUCCUUCUGGUCCAUUUCAUAAAAGAAAAGAUGAGAUACAGGCCUUAAGCUGUUAAUCAAUAAUCAACAGCUGCAAAAAAUACAAGGAGAAAUAAAAAUCCUGGGAACAAAAUCACCACCUUUGAACCAACGAUUGUAUAAUACGUUAAAAUAAAUUACCUGUACUUGUAUAGCACUUUAUGUUGCUUCUCUGUUUCUAAGUUAUUCAAUUACCCAUUUAAACUUUAUAGACGUUCAAAUGCUGACAUAUGUUAAGUUGUGUUUUAGAUUUUAAUUUCAGUUACAUUGCUCAUAAAUGGCAAAUUUGUGCCUGACAUUUAUGUAGAUAACAAAACAAAAAAAUAGACUGUGGAUCAUCCUGAGAAGGUCUGGCUCCCAAAGGUCCAGCUCCUCCACUGGGUGCACAAUCUGCCCCCUACCAAGCCAGCUGCCUAGAAACUUCCGUAUUUGGUAAAGAGAUACGCAGCCCUGAUGUUUUUUUUUAAGUAAAGCUGGCAUGCUAAACACAUAAAAUAAAAGCUGCAGAGUGUAAGCUAGCUUAGUUGGUCAAUAGAUUGUCAGAUUAGAUUUGUCAACACUUAUGGCAGAAGAUAUUUUUUCUAUAUUUUUGAAAUAUAAAAGGUCAUUAAUAUAAGUGCAUAAAAUAUGAUUUUGAAAUAAUGCAUUUGAAGGAGUUAAUACAUUCUAACCUUUUUUUUGUUUUUGUUUUUUGCUGUCCCAUGUCAUGUGGCUGCAGUUUCAGAUUAUUAGAAAACACUUCAAAUUUAAAAUGCUGGGUUGCAGACAGUGGUCAUUUGACUAGAUCAUUUUUUUCUAUUUUACCACUUAGGUCUAAAGUUUCUACUGCUGCCUUGUUUGUCAUUAACUUCUAUUGUACCUACAUUACUUGCGUCUAAGCCAUAUGAAGAACUAGUACAAUCCACUCAUUUUGUUUUUGCUUCACUUGUUUCUUUUGCAUUUUUAUUUUUGUGAAGCAGUCAUUCUAUCUUAAUGUGAAAGAUUAUUUUCUUUUGAACCUUACAAAACCUGUUGCCUAUUGAUUAUAUUUUAAUAAAUGGUAAGUUUUGAC